Molecule: messenger RNA, 699 nt
Organism: Nematocida parisii ERTm1
Lineage: Eukaryota; Fungi; Microsporidia
Exons: 1
Coding region: 1-699 (232 amino acids)
Source: RefSeq, a predicted model, not a curated record
AUGCAAGAUUCUAGCGAGAGAGAGGCCAGCUCAAAAUUGACUUAUAUCCAGCAAGGGCAAAAGAACCAUAUACGAAAAUUGUAUUUAGCAAUAGAAGCCAGCAGAUUUAUGUGGACCGAUGUAUUUAGAAUUAUAAGAAACAUUACAUAUUUAAACUGUUUGCUAUUUUCUUGUCAAUUUGUUUUAAAUAGUGCUUUAGAGAGUAUUUCUCUUGCGGAGAAAAACAGGUGUAUUAUUCAGAAAAUAUCUACUUAUUAUUUUAUAGUUAUUCAAAUAGGACUUAUGAAAGACAUAAUGCUUCUUUCUAUUAACAAAUUAUUUAACCACAGAGAGGCUAGAAGGACUGCUAAAUUAAUUGUGGCAGUAGUUUACUUUUUUGUAUUUAUUCUGCUCUAUUUUAUUCCUACUAUACUUUUAGAAUACUCUACAGAUCUAUCAAGGAAUAGCAUUGUUCUGUUUCUGGGGAUAUAUGCCUUUAGUGGUAUUAUGCUGUAUCACUUUCUUAUAAAAGAGAUUAUAAGCAUUUUUAUACAAAAAACUCUAUACACAAGAAUAAAAAUAGAAUUCACACAGAAAGCAGUAGAGAAUAUAUGCAAUGUAGUAUAUUCUGUGGCGCUAGUGUUAAUAUGUGCAGCCAUUUUUCUAUAUAUUGGUUGGCUUAUACUGUUUCAAAUAAUAAAGGCUUACUGUGUAUAUUAA